UCCUACUUCGAGCCUCAACCGUAAUGUCCACCUUAUCUUUCAGACCUUUCUUUCCAAAACCACAGCAAGUUACCAAAACCAAAAGGCUGAAUGUCCCUAGAGUUUCAUGCAAAGCCACAGAUGAUACACAAAACCCUGCCACGAGAAGAGACGUCCUCAUCGGUCUAGGAGGCCUAUAUAGCGCUACCAAUCUUGCUGACCGAACUGCCUAUGCUAAGCCAAUCACCCCUCCAGACUUGACCAAUUGUGAGUUGGUGGACUUACCAAACCCCGAAAAUCCAACAAACUGUUGCUCUCCACUACCCAAAAAGAUCAUAGACUUCAGACCUCCUUCUCCAUUCUUCCCGCUACGAACUAGACGUGCGGCCCAUUUAGUUGACGAAGACUACGUGGCCAAAUAUGCUGAAGCCAUUUCCUUAAUGAAAAGUCUCCCCGAAGAUGAUCCACGCAACUUCUACCAACAAGCCAACGUACAUUGUGCCUAUUGCAAUGGUGCCUACGAACAAGUGGGGUUUCCAAAAUUGGAACUUGAUGUUCAUUUCUGUUGGCUCUUCUUUCCUUGGCACAGAUACUAUCUUUACUUCUAUGAAAGAAUCUUGGGCAAACUUAUUAAUGACCCAACUUUUGCUCUGCCUUUCUGGAACUGGGAUUCCCCCAGUGGUAUGCAAAUGCCUUACAUCUUUACCGACCCUAAAUCUCCACUCUAUGACCAGUUCCGCGAUCAGAAUCACCAACCUCCUGUAUUGCUAGAUCUUGAUUAUGCAGCGGGAGACCCCAACCCCACAAACGCAAAUAAAGUAUACUCUAGUAAUCUUAGAGUAAUGUACAAGCAAAUGGUGUCUGGUGCAGCAAAACCAACACUCUUUUUUGGAAAACCAUACCGUGCUGGUGACGAUUCUCGUCCUGGAGCUGGGACGAUUGAGAACAGCCCUCACAAUAAUAUUCACAGAUGGACCGGUGAUCCAACUCAAGAAAAUACCGAAGACAUGGGCAAUUUUUACUCAGCUGCGAGAGAUCCGAUAUUUUUUUGUCAUCACUCAAAUGUUGACCGAAUGUGGACGUUAUGGAAGACUAUACCUGGAGGAAUUAGGAGGGAUAUCAGUGAUCCUGAUUGGCUUAAUUCAGAGUUUCUUUUCUAUAAUGAGAAUGCAGAGCUUGUUCGUUGUAAGGUUAGAGAUUGUCUUGACAAUAGAAGGCUAAGGUAUACUUAUCAAAAUGUUGAAAUUCCUUGGCUAAAAUCAAAACCAAUUCCAAGAAGGUUGGGAAAGAAAGCAGCUGAAACAAAAACUGCAUUAACACCGAUCACUGCAUUCCCUUUAGUCUUAGACAAAACCAUAGUUACUGUAGUUUCAAGACCAAAGAAAUCAAGAAGCAGGAAAGAGAAAGAAGAGGAAGAUGAAGUUUUAGUGAUAGAAGGGAUAGAAUACGACAAAGGAAAAUUCGUGAAGUUUGACGUGUUCAUAAAUGAUGACCUUGAGAUGCCUUCUAAACCAGAAAAUACAGAGUUUGCUGGGAGCUUUGUUAAUGUGUCUCAUAAGCAUGCGAAGAAGUCCAAGACAAGAUUGAUAUUGGGGAUUACAGAAUUGUUGGAAGACUUGGAAACUGAUGAUGAUGAUAGCAUUGUGGUGGCUUUGGUGCCCAGGUCUAAUAGUGUUAGUGAUCCUGUUGUCAUCUCUGGCGUUAAGAUUGAGUUUGUUAAAGAAUGAUGAUUAUCAAGGACAUCUCGUUUUUUCUUAUCCUUCAGGAGAUCGAUGUAUGUCUUUUAGUGUUUGUCUGGGUGCCUUACCGCUUAAUAUCAUGCACGUGUAAUUCAUCUCUGUACUUUUUUGUUUAACAAUCUACAAUUAAAGUAAUGGCAGCUGAUUAAUUUUUUUAA
This is a messenger RNA of Populus euphratica (Euphrates poplar), 1876 nucleotides long. Its product is annotated as polyphenol oxidase, chloroplastic-like. The record is from RefSeq and is a predicted model, not a curated record. Bases 24 to 1706 code for a protein of 560 amino acids. The transcript has a single exon. Gene Ontology annotation, molecular function: catechol oxidase activity. Gene Ontology annotation, biological process: pigment biosynthetic process. Lineage: Eukaryota; Viridiplantae; Streptophyta; Magnoliopsida; Malpighiales; Salicaceae.